UCAUUCUAUUCUCCUUGGCGAACUACGGAGGGGGCCCCUCUGGUUCAUCAACUUCGGUUCCUCGAUUUGUUCCAUUUGUUCAAAUUUGUCCCGCCCCAGCGCGUGGAGCUCUGGAGACGUUCUUCACGUCGGCGGUGCCGAGCUUCCAUUCUUGUCCCUUCUACCCUACAUAACCACGCCUUCCCCCCCUCGCGCUCCGCGAGGUCUUCUAGAAGGACGAUGGGCAUAAUGGAGAAACUAGGGGUGACAGACCCCUUGGCAAAGCUUCCCCACAAGCCGCAGUCUUACAACGACAAAUAUGUUGUCGCCUACGACUUCAGCGAAGUCGGUAUGUCAGAUUCUCAUUCUUUUUCUAUUCAUGAUCGGGAAUUGUCGUUGGAAUGGGGCUGGCCGACUGACUGUGCCCCAGAUUCUGAGACCUCCGUCAAGGAGCUCACCACCCUCCUUAAUGAACUCGAGUCUGCUGGUCUCCAGACGGAAGUAAGGGCCGGCUACGAUCAGACCCUUCUCAUCUUUGUCAAGGCUCCUCGAGAGCUUCUUGGAAACACCGUCUACAAGUCAAGAGUGAAGGACUGGCUCUAUGGCAUCAUUCCCGAACACCCCGGCGGCACAAAGACCACCGUUGUCGAUGGUGCUUUUGAAGCCGAGGACAUCCUCUCGGUUUACCAUCUCGUCAACUGGCCCAAGUCUCUCGGUGGCGCUGGAAUCACCCCUGAGACGGGCAAGUGGAAGAAUGUCAAGGCCAUCUUCCCUCUUCACAAUGAGGAGACAAACCAAUCCCUCAUGAAGCAUCUCAGCAAACGGCUGUUCCUGACGCCGGACGACAUUGAUUCCAUCCGCGACCUCUGGGGAACCAAGGUCGCAUUCUACUUCGCCUUCAUCCAGACCUACCUUCUCUUCCUCACCUUCCCCGCAAUCACCGGUGUCAUUGCAUGGUUGUACUUUUCAAAGUACUCCCUCACCUACGCCAUCGCGACCUGCGUCUGGUGCACCAUCUUUCUAGAGUACUGGAAGAUCCAGGAAGUCGACCUCAGCAUCCGAUGGAACGUGCAAGGAAUCGGCAAGGUCAAGGUCAACAGGCCGCAGUUCAAGUACGACAAGAUUAUCAAGGACGAAGCCGGCCAGGAGAAGCAUUACUUUCCCAAGUGGAAGCAGGUCUCCCGCCAGCUGCUCCAAAUUCCCUUUGUCUUGAUUUCGGCUCUGGCACUGGGUGCAAUCAUCAUCGCUGUGUUUGCUAUUGAGGUGCUUAUUUCAGAAGGCUACGAUGGUCCUUACAAGAGCAUGAUUGAAUACGUUCCGACUUGCUUGCUCGCUGUUGCCCUGCCAUACAUCAGCAGCGGCCUUGAAGAAGUCGCCACGAUGCUCACGAACUACGAAAACCACCGAACGGCCGAUUACCACGAAAUGUCCCUCACGCAGAAGAUCUUCGUCCUCAACAUCAUCACAAACUACCUUCCGAUUCUCAUCACAGCCUUCAUCUAUGUCCCCUUUGGCGACACCUUUGUCCCCUGGCUCGAGGGCAUGACCAAGGGCUUCCUUGGUGCCAUUGGCCAAAAGUACAUGGAUGACGACCUCAGCUUCCAUGUCGACUCUGACAGGCUCCGCGACGAGGUCAUCGCUCUAGUUGUCACGGGCCAGAUCUCAGGCUUCUUCGACGAAAACAUCAUGCCAGUUCUCAAGCACAAGGCGCAAGGCAUCUACCGCGAGUACAAGCGGUCACACUCCAAAGACACGAUGCUCAUGUCCAUCGUCAAGGACGCCCCCGAGGAAGCUAGGUUCCUCCGCAGCGCACGAAACCAGGCUACCUUGGAAAAGUACAAUGUCCAGGACGACAUCGCCGAGAUCGUCCUCCAGUUCGGUUACCUCGCCCUCUUCUCCCCCGUCUGGCCCCUCAUCCCAAUCGGCUUUCUAAUCAACAACAUCGUCGAGCUACGCACCGACUUCCUUAAAAUCUGCAUGGAACAUCGGCGCCCACCCCCCGUACGCACCGACGGCAUCGGCCCGUGGAUUAACUCUCUCGACUUCCUCACCUGGGCUGGCAGUCUCUCGACCGGCGCCAUCGUACACCUCUUCGGCGCAAAUAGCAUCGGUGGCGGAGCGUGGUGGGCGUUGCCCAUCACCAUUUUCAUCAGCGAGCAUGUCUUCCUCGGCCUACGAUCGGUCGUCCGCUUCUGCCUGGAGAGCAUAGGGUCUGAGCAGAUUCGUAAGCAGCGACACCAGCGGUAUGCGACACGCGUGAAGCAUCUUGAGGAGAUGGAGGCCAACAAGCAGGCUGGGCUGAUGCUGUCUGUCGCUGAGCGCGAGAGGCGCAAGUCGAUUCGGGCGAUGGGACAGGAGUCGUUCUGGACGACACAGAUUGAUGACGGCGCGAGUGCCGCGGUGGGAAUAGGUCUGAUUCAGUCAGUCAAGAGGGCCGAAGUUUUGAAGAACGGGCAGCCGAAGAUUGACUAGUAGGUUGCCUGUUUUUUCACGCAGGUCAGAUCAUCAACAGAACCGGCGUCUUGUUUCAUUAGAGGGGUAAAAGUUAGAGCAUGAACACCAUGCCAAUAGAUUGCGAUACAUCAUCCCUCCGUUCCCCUACUUCUCGAGUCGCGACUGAAGCUAGGUGAUUGGAGCUAGGUGGAGAUUGGACGAAGUGGUACA
Molecule: messenger RNA, 2643 nt
Organism: Colletotrichum godetiae
Lineage: Eukaryota; Fungi; Ascomycota; Sordariomycetes; Glomerellales; Glomerellaceae
Product: calcium-activated chloride channel-domain-containing protein
Exons: 4
Coding region: 220-2451 (743 amino acids)
Biological process (GO): chloride transmembrane transport
Cellular component (GO): cortical endoplasmic reticulum
Molecular function (GO): chloride channel activity
Source: RefSeq, a predicted model, not a curated record